Molecule: messenger RNA, 930 nt
Organism: Cryptococcus wingfieldii CBS 7118
Lineage: Eukaryota; Fungi; Basidiomycota; Tremellomycetes; Tremellales; Cryptococcaceae
Product: 26S proteasome regulatory subunit N11
Exons: 8
Coding region: 1-930 (309 amino acids)
Biological process (GO): proteasome-mediated ubiquitin-dependent protein catabolic process; protein deubiquitination
Cellular component (GO): proteasome regulatory particle, lid subcomplex
Molecular function (GO): protein binding; proteasome binding; metallopeptidase activity
Source: RefSeq, a predicted model, not a curated record
AUGGAACAGCUCCAACGAAUGCUCGCGGGUGGCCGUGGUAUGGGUGGUGGUGCCCCCGCUGCCCAGACGAUGGUGGCCGACAACGGUGAAACUGUUCACAUCUCUGCUCUUGCUUUGUUAAAGAUGCUCAAGCAUGGACGAGCCGGUGUUCCCAUGGAAGUCAUGGGUUUGAUGCUUGGAGAGUUUGUGGACGACUAUACCAUCUCUUGUGUCGAUGUCUUCGCCAUGCCUCAGAGUGGUACCACCGUCACUGUUGAGUCCGUUGACCAUGUGUUCCAGACCAAGAUGCUGGACAUGCUGAAGCAGACUGGCCGACCCGAGAUGGUUGUUGGAUGGUAUCACUCGCACCCUGGUUUCGGAUGCUGGCUUUCCAGUGUUGAUGUCAACACUCAACAAUCUUUCGAACAACUUCACCCCCGAGCGGUCGCUGUCGUCAUCGACCCUAUCCAAUCCGUACGAGGCAAGGUCGUCAUUGACGCCUUCCGAUCUAUCAACCCUGCCACCAUGGCCACUGGCCAGGAAUCCAGACAAACUACCAGUAACAUCGGUCACUUGAACAAGCCGAGUAUUCAGGCUCUGAUUCACGGUCUCAACAGGCAUUACUACAGUUUGGCCAUCGACUACAAAAAGACCGAAGCGGAACAAGGAAUGUUGUUGAACCUUCACAAGAGAGGGUGGACUGAGGGGCUCAAGCUGCGGGACUUUGAGGAGAUGAAGGAAGGAAAUGAAAAGGCUGUCCAGGACAUGCUCAACCUCGCUGUCGCAUACACCAAGUCUGUUCAAGAAGAAGCCACCAUGACCGAGGAAGAGCUCAAGACACGGCACGUCGGCAAGCUUGACCCCAAGCGACACUUGACGGAGGCGGCAGAGAAGGCUAUGGGUGACCAGGUGACCCAGAGUUUGGCCAUGGGUGUUUUGGCCGAGCUGUAG